This is a messenger RNA of Aspergillus ruber CBS 135680, 1782 nucleotides long. RefSeq names its product flavin-containing monooxygenase. Gene Ontology annotation, molecular function: NADP binding; flavin adenine dinucleotide binding; N,N-dimethylaniline monooxygenase activity. Bases 1 to 1782 code for a protein of 593 amino acids. The record is from RefSeq and is a predicted model, not a curated record. The transcript has 8 exons. NCBI's taxonomy places the organism in Eukaryota, Fungi, Ascomycota, Eurotiomycetes, Eurotiales, Aspergillaceae.
AUGAAACGUCUUUCUCGCUUUUUAAGUGGCAACAGCGACAACGCAGAAGAACCCCUGCCAACAGAGAACAAAUGGAUCGUGGAAGAACGCUCCAUUGACGAAGCUCGUCCUCUUCGGGUUGUCAUAAUCGGCUCCGGUAUCUCUGGGAUUAUCGCUUCCAUCAGAUUCAGACAGCGAAUUCCCAAUGUAGACCUGUGUGUCUAUGAGAAAAAUGCGGACAUUGGCGGUACUUGGCUCGAGAAUCGGUACCCCGGCUGUGCAUGUGAUAUACCCGCGCACACAUACCAGGCCACAUUCGAACCGAACAAAGAAUGGUCGACGUUCUAUGCCGCAGCCCCCGAGAUCUAUCAAUAUUGGAAGCGUGUAGCCAACAAGUAUGGCUGUGGGGAGUAUAUCAAGUUCAAGCAGCAGGUCAUACAGGCCGUGUGGGAUGAGACAAAGAGCAAGUGGCAGCUUCAGGUUCAAGAUGGCGAUUCUGACUCGGUGUACUCGGACGAAGCCGACGUAUUGAUUUCAGCAACUGGUGCGCUGAAUAAUUGGAAGUGGCCUGAUAUCCCUGGUCUUCAUGACUUUAAGGGCAAGUUGAUGCACAGUGCCAAGUGGGAUGAGAAUUAUGAUUAUAACGGAAAGAAAGCUGCUGUGAUUGGAAAUGGGUCAAGUGGUAUUCAGGUUGUUCCUGGCAUGCUGCCAAAGGUUUCACAUUUAGACCACUAUAUUAGGGGUCGAACAUGGCUCUCGCCAACAUUUGCUCGGGAUGAGAUCAACAAGCGAGGCACUGGCCUGGAGAAUUUCUCCUUCGCUCCGGAAGAAAUUGAAGAAUUUAAACAUGACCACCAGAAGUACCAAAAAUUUCGUAAAGGAGUUGAAUUAGAACUGCAAUCCGUCCACGGAGCAACCAUUACUGGCACACCAGAACAAGUUGGGGCAAGAGGGGUCUUCCUGGAGAACAUGAAGCGCCGCCUGGCAGGAAAGCCCGCUCUUAUCGAUGACAUGAUCCCGUCCUUCCCACCCGUCUGUCGAAGACUCACACCUGGUCCUGGGUACCUAGAAGCCCUAACAGAUGACAAGGUAGACGUCUUUACAUCCCCAAUUGUAAAUGUCGAUGCAGAGGGUAUCAUUACAGCCGACGGAAAGCACCACCCUACUGAUGUCCUCGUCUGCGCCACCGGAUUCGACACAUCCUUCACACCCCGCUUCCCCAUCAUCGGCCGUAAUGGGGAUUCAUUGGCGCAGCGAUGGAAACUAACCCCAGAAACCUAUUUAUCCUUUGCUGUCGAUGGGUUCCCCAACUACUUCAUCUGUCUGGGUCCCAACGCAGCCUUGGGCGAAGGAAACCUGCUUCUCCUGGUUGAGAAGGAGAUCGAUUACUUCACUGAAUGCGUGAUGAAGAUGCAGCGUGACAAUAUCCGGGCGAUGGGACCCAGGAAGGAAUCCGUGACACGCUUCACCAAGCAUUGUGAUCAGUACUUCUCGCGGACGGUAUUUAGUGAGAGGUGUCGAAGCUGGUAUAAGGGUGGAACAGAGGAUGGGAGAGUGACAGCUCUAUGGCCUGGCAAAUGGUCGUCUCUGCACUCCAUGAAAGCCCUGAUACAUCCUCGCUGGGAAGACUAUGAGUACGAGUAUGUCAACGAUAACCCGAAUGGCUGGAUUGGAGAUGGUUGGACAGAGAAUGAGAAGUACAAGAAGAUCAGCGUGGAUUAUCUAGACGAUGACCAGAUUGAUUUUCCGAGCAUGGUUGUUGACAGUGCAGGAGUUCCAGCAGCUGGUUUUGAUGCUGAUUGA